CUGAUAAUGAAGGUUAUAACUCAUUUUGGCAACAUUUUCGAAUUAAACUUGUUACAUUUAAUACAAUUGUUGCUAAAUUGGAGGCUCAUUCAGCUUUUAGUUAUGAAGCACCUAAUUCCAUACUUUUUGCUAAUAGAACAGGUAUUCGAAUACUAGAACAAACUCUUAGAAUAAGUCAAGAAUCAGUAUGUCACUUUACUGAUAGGUUUUUGAAAGCAUUAUUAGAUAUAGAACAAGGAAAAAUAAUGUGGUCACAAGGAUCAAAAUUAGCAACUAUAACACAAGGGUUUGAACAUGGAAUAUCAGGCUUAGAAAAUAACUUACCUAAUAUCAUUGGAGUAAUGGAUAAAUCUCAUAUUCCAAUUCAUCUUUCUUCAAAAAAUAGUUUCUGA
Molecule: messenger RNA, 392 nt
Organism: Cetraspora pellucida
Lineage: Eukaryota; Fungi; Glomeromycota; Glomeromycetes; Diversisporales; Gigasporaceae
Source: the annotation of a GenBank genome assembly